AUGGCGUCGCAAGAUUGCGAGGCGGCGGCGACGGUGUUGAGGGUGGUAAUGGCGUCGCAAGAUUGCGAGGCAGCAGCGUCGUCGAGGGCGGCAGCGGCGUCGUCGCAAGAUUGCGAGGCGGCGGCGUCGUCAAGGGCAGAGAAGGAGGAGCAGAAGAAGGUGAGGGUGGCGGCGUCGUCGAGGGCGAAGAAGAAGGAGCAGAAGACGGUGAGGGUGGCGGCGUCGUCGUCGAGGGCGGAGAAGGAGGAGCAGAAGGAGGAGCGGAGGACUGUGAGGGUGACGAGCAACGACGGGGAGGAGUUCGAGAUGGAUGAGGCGGUGGCGCGGGGGUCGGUGAUGCUGCGGCACAUGAUGGAGCUCGGCAUCGCCUUGGACGGCAUCACGCUGCCGAUAGUGAGCGGCGAGAUCCUCGCGUUGGCGGUCUCGUACCUCAGGGCGUCUAACUAUAUGGAAAUCGAGGGACUGCUGCGUCUGACGUGCCAAACCGUGGCUGAGAAGUUGAAAGGCAAAACCACCGAGGAGAUCCGGCAGACUUUCUGCAUCCAAAACGACUACCCUCCGGAGGAGGAGGAGGAAGUGCGGGAAGAGAUUUCAUGGGCGCUGGAGGAGAAGAGUCUGGACUAA
This is a messenger RNA of Ananas comosus (pineapple), 624 nucleotides long. RefSeq names its product SKP1-like protein 11. The record is from RefSeq and is a predicted model, not a curated record. The transcript is spliced from 2 exons. The coding region runs from base 1 to 624 and encodes 207 amino acids. Gene Ontology annotation, biological process: SCF-dependent proteasomal ubiquitin-dependent protein catabolic process. Gene Ontology annotation, cellular component: nucleus; cytoplasm. Gene Ontology annotation, molecular function: cullin family protein binding. Lineage: Eukaryota; Viridiplantae; Streptophyta; Magnoliopsida; Poales; Bromeliaceae.